Medioppia subpectinata is the source of this 3189-nucleotide messenger RNA. The record is from the annotation of a GenBank genome assembly. Lineage: Eukaryota; Metazoa; Arthropoda; Arachnida; Sarcoptiformes; Oppiidae.
AUGAAUGCAAGCAAACAAUCUGAUAGUCGGUGCGCCUCCGAUGCUAUCCUAUUCGGUGAGACGACCAAAGACUCUGACGGCCGGGACUGCAUCCCGGAGUCGACAGCCGUACUACUGGGCAAAGCAACACAUGAGUCAGUGGCCGACAAACUGGACGCUAUGGUCGGCGCCGCCAACACUCCAGUGGACGACAACUUAACUUCCCGUUCGGACGAAACCAGUCGUACGGAUGGCGUGGUCGACGAGUGGCCCGGGUUUGCGGUCCGACGGCUUAACUGUGACGGAACGGGCUUUGAGCUCAUUUCAGACUCAAAUGUCGUACGAACACAACCACUAGAGUCCGAGUAUUCACUCAUUUUAGUGACCAGUCGUGCGAAACAAACGGUUAAAGAGGUGUUAGACUUAAGCGUCGAUCAGAAAUCCGACAAAAAGUUUGCGUCGCUUUUAGAGAAAACAUUUGCCGACGAAAAGAGUCUUACGGAAGACGCGGAUCGGGUGUCGGCGGUGGCCGACGACGAGGAGGAGUGGCGGGGGUUUGCGGUCCGACAGAUGGCUACUGUUAACGCCGACGGCGGGCCACAGAAGGCGCGCAUUGUAUCGCAACAUAUAAAUAGGUCUAUCAAUAGGCAGAAACCCAGCGUUUAUUUCAUAUUUUCAGGUCGAGUGCCAAACAUAAGCGAUCGGAUGCCGUCCCUAAUGACGAACCGGGCGUUCCGGGAGUCCAUCAAAGAGUCGGCUCGUAUACUAACCCCACUGGGGGUCGAUCUCAUGGCAUAUAUAACCCAAACACCGGCCGAUCGCCAGAAAGAGGUCAGCGAAGUUGUGAAGGUCACCAAAUAUCGUAUCGUAACGUUUGCCUAUCAGAUGGCUUUUGUGGACGCCUUGAGCGCACUCGGCGUCACUCCAGACGGCUAUAUCGGUAUAUCUAUGGGAGAGCUCGGGUGCGCACAUCUGGACGGUGUUGCCGAUAGGGGGCAGUGUUUUCGACUAUUAAUGGCCAUCGGACUGCCCGAUGGUCUACCUGUUGGGCGCAAACAUAUGUGCGCCACAAUCAACUGGCCAUGGUCAAAACUGGACCAACUACUUGCCUCAACAGUUCUUAUCAGUCCAUACGGUCAUCACAACGAAAAUCUAUCGAUGGUUGCGGGCGAAGAGGGGGCCGUCCGGGCACUGGUAGCCAACAUUAACACCACGUGUGGGGCGACCACCGGCAGAACAGUAGCUAUUGAGGUACACUUAACUCACACCGAAGCUGUGUUUGUACCGGAUUUCUACGAUACUGUAACAAAACGAUUUGCCAAAGCGGUACCCGAGUUGGUAGGGCGGGGUCGAGGCCCCAGCCAUCGAUGGCUACUGACAGCGGCUCUCAGUCCGGGUGUGGUCAGCCCCGAGUACAAGCCCACCGGUACCGACGACUUUUCACUCGUUCAAUAUUUUGCCCGCGUUUUGGUCUCUCAUAUUUACACAAAAGAGGCGGUCGAUCGGCUCCCGACCAACGCCCUGGUCAUCGAUAUCGGGUCGGGCGGACGGUUCAGGGACUUUAUCCUUUUGGGUAGACCUCAGGCCCGCUAUUUUGAGUUUAAAGGCAAUCAAUUCAGUGAUUUGUACACUAAUUCUGUGUCCGCCUAUAGUUUGGACGGACUGUUGCGCGAAAUGGGAUAUUUUUCCAAAUAUCUGUACCACGAUAUGUCCGACCCAUUGGCCGUCACCAACUGUCAAACCGAUGCCAUGCAAUCAUUGGAAAAGGUAUUAUCAAACGUCACGUUUGGAGCAAUAAUUGGCCCAAAGUAUGAGCAAAUGCUAGACAAAAACUCAAAUGUCGUACGAACACAACCGCAAGAGUCCGAGUAUUCACUCAUUUUAGUCGCCAGUCGUGCGAAACAAACGGUUAAAGAAGUGUUAGACUUAACUGUCGACCGGAAAUCUGACCCAAAGUUUAUGUCACUUUUGGACAAAGCAUUUGCCGACAGAAAGAUUGGUAGAAAAGGUACGGAUCGGGUGUCGGCGGUCACCGACGACGAGGAGGAAGAGUGGCGGGGGUUUGCGGUCCGACAGACGGCUACUGUUGGCGCCGACGGCGGGCCACAGGAAGCGCGCAUUUUAUCGCAGCAUAUAUACAGGUCUAUCAAUAGCCAGAAACCCAGCGUUUGGUUCAUGUUUUCAGGUCAAGUGCCAAACAUUAGCGAUCGGAUGCCAUCCCUAAUGACAAACCGGGCGUUCCGAGAGUCCAUCGAAGAGUCAGCCCGUGUACUAACCCCACUGGGAGUCGAUCUCAUGGCAUAUUUAACCCAAACACCGGCCGAUCGCCAGAAAGAGACCACCGAAGCGAUGGUCACGAGAUAUCGGAUCGUAAUGUUUGCCUAUGAGAUUGCUUUCGUGGACGCCCUGAGCGCACUCGGCAUCACUCCCGACGGUUAUAUCGGUAUGUCUUUGGGAGAGAUCUUGUGCGCACAUUUGGACGGUGUGGCCAAUAGGGAGCAGUGUUUUCGUCUAGUGAUGGCUAUUGGACUGCCUGAAGGUCUGCCCGCGGGGCGCAAAUACUUGAAGGCACUAAUCAAUUGUCCAUGGUCAGAGGUGGGCGCACUACUCGCCCCCACAACCCUUAUCAGCCAAUACGGUCAUUGUAACAAAAAUCAAACCAUGAUUGUCGGCGAAGAGCAAGCCGUUCGGGCACUGGUGACCAAUAUUAACGCCACUCCCGGCGCCCCCACAGGCAGAGCACUGGCUCCGGGCGCGCACUUAAUGCAUACCGAAGGGGUGUUUGUACCGGAUUUCUAUGAUAGUGUAUUAAAACGAUUUGCCAAAGCGGUACCCGAGUUGGUCGGGCGGGGUCGGGGUCCCAGCCAUCGAUGGCUAUUGACAGCGGCUAUCACUCCAGGUGUAGUCAACCCUGAGUACAGCGCCGGGGCUAAAGACUUUUCACUUGUGCAAUAUUUUAGCCGCGUUGUGGUCUCUCAUAUGUACGUAAAAGAGGCGGUCGAUCGGCUCCCGACCAACGCCCUGGUCAUCGAUAUUGGUUCGGGCGGACGGUUUCGGGACUUUAUCCUUUUGGGUAGACCUCAGGCCCGCUAUUUUGACAUUCAAGGCAAUGAUGUGAACAUCAAUUCUGUGUCCGCCUAUGGUUUGGACGGACUGUUGCGCGAAAUGGGAUACAUGUUUACUGCCGGUGUUUUGCCAUUAGCACUGUGA